Hibiscus syriacus is the source of this 1287-nucleotide messenger RNA. RefSeq lists its product as uncharacterized. Lineage: Eukaryota; Viridiplantae; Streptophyta; Magnoliopsida; Malvales; Malvaceae. The record is from RefSeq and is a predicted model, not a curated record. The transcript is spliced from 14 exons. The coding region runs from base 115 to 1257 and encodes 380 amino acids.
UGGUGUUUUUGAAGAUUCCCUGUUUUUCUCCUGAAGGUUCUUAUGGGAGAUAAUUGUCCUUGUGGGCAUCUAAGCUUUUAAAUAAUUAAAUCAAGCACGAGAGAGCAUACAGACAUGGGCAUCAUGCACCGCAGUGGAGUUUUUAAGAAAACAAAUGGUAGAGCCAGGCUUGUUAUCGCAACAAUUCUUGGAAUUGUGUUAGGAUUUUUUAUUGGUGUUUCAUUUCCAUCAAUUUCCCUUUACAAGAUUCGCUCACCUUCAAGCCUUAGAUCAGCUUUUGAUGGAUCCAUAUCUAAUGACCAAGACUUUAUAGUCAGGCCUCCUGAGAGAACCACAGAUAAUCUACCUAAGAUAUAUGUUCCUACAAAUCCUCAUGGUGCAGAAAUGUUACCUCCUGGAAUUGUUGUUCCAGAAACUGACCUUUACCUGCGCAGACUAUGGGGUGAACCUAGUGAGGAUCUGAAGAAGAAACCAAAGUAUUUAGUGACAUUUACAGUUGGUAUUGAUCAGAGGAAUAAUAUAGAUAAAUGUGUUAAAAAGUUUUCUGAGGAUUUCCAGAUCUUGCUUUUUCAUUAUGAUGGGCGGACGACUGAAUGGGACCAAUUUGAGUGGUCAAAGAAUGCAAUCCAUGUUAGUGUAAAGAAGCAAACAAAAUGGUGGUAUGCGAAAAGGUUUUUGCAUCCAGAUGUUGUUUCAGCUUAUGAAUAUAUUUUCAUCUGGGAUGAAGACCUGGGAGCGGAACACUUCAAUUCGGAGAGAUACGUACAACUGGUCAAGAAGCAUGGUCUGGAGAUCUCACAACCUGGUUUGGAGCCCAAUAAUGGAUUGACAUGGCAGAUGACAAAGAGGAGAGGUGACCAGGAAGUUCACAUGGUUACAGAGGAGAAACCAGGCUGGUGUAGUGAUCCACAUUUGCCCCCAUGUGCUGCUUUUGUGGAAAUUAUGGCACCUGUAUUUUCUCGGGAGGCAUGGAGAUGUGUGUGGCAUAUGAUUCAGAAUGAUUUGGUGCAUGGAUGGGGACUGGAUUUUGCUCUCAGAAGAUGUGUCGAGCCUGCACAUGAAAAAAUCGGUGUGGUAGAUUCACAGUGGAUUAUUCAUCAAGUAAUCCCUUCUCUUGGGAACCAGGGAAAAUUGGAGGAUGGGAAAGCUCCUUCGGAAGGGGUUAGAGCAAGGUGCAAAAACGAAUGGGCGAUGUUUCAGAAACGACUCGCAACUGCAGACAAGAAAUACCUUGCUCAGUUUGGAAAGGACGACUAAUUAUUUAUUUUUAUUGAUUUCUUUUUCUCC